AUUGGGCAGAACGGAGGUGGUGUACAACGUCCCCGUGGAUCCGCCGAAUAAAAAGGGCAAAAAGGAGAAAGAGGAGGGCGAUUGGUUCGUGCAAGUGCCAGACCCGGACGCGCAUUGUUGGAAACCAAUGGAAUCACUCACGGACAAUAAGAAGUGCUGCGUUCUGAAAAAGGUGCUUGCUUGCGAGGUCGUCUGGGUCCAGGCCGGUUCCCCGUCGUUGGCGAAGUUGGGAAAGUUCAGCGUUCAGGACAUGGUGCAGCUGGUCAAGUACGACCGCGUGCUGGUCCGGCUGUGGAAUUACUACCAAUUCAAGUACGAGAAGAGGUCGGACGGGGACUGGAUCCAAAGGUACCCUUUUCUGAGAUCGAGGUCUGCCGUGUUCAAGAAGUUUGAAGGUCAGGGAUUGGAUGACGACUUGUGGGAUAACAGCAGGAAACACGUUUCCGACUCGGCGCUGUUCAAGGACUGCCCGCCGUACAUGGGCUGCGACCAGGACAACUCGAUUGAGGUGACGGAGAAGUUGGCGGGCCACAAGAAGUUGUCCGUCGACUGGAGAAACAAGGUUCUCUCCGUGUUGAAUGGAAGCAGACUGAAGAGCCGGGAAGUCGCACUUGCGGAAGGCGUCGUUCACAUUAAAUGGAAAGACACGGGGGACGUGACAUCCAUCGUGCCGUUCACCAACGACCCUUUAGAGGCGGACAUCAGGGGCGCAGGGCUGAACGAGGCAGUGGGUGCCACAAAGAGCCACACGUUCGUCCUCAAUCUGUGCGAGCCGUCGCUGUACUUCGUGGAGUCUGAGGAGCAGUUGAAGUUCGCCAGUUACGCUUCCCUGAUCUCCACUGAGGACAAGGAAGCUACAGGUGUGGAGUUUGUCGCCAACGCGAAGGAGGAGGAGAGCGACACCGAGAGCAUUGAUCUGCAGUACGACCCACCUCCGGCGGACCACGGCAGAGGGUCAUCGUCGGCCGGUCCAUCAACGAGCGCUGCAGCCCUCGUGUCACCGUCGGCCAAACCGCCGCCAGGCACCACGCCGAUGAAGUUGCUGGAGAGACUCAGAGCUCUGGCCGUCCCCUCGCCCCCUUUGCGUCCCGGGUCCGUCGUCUUGCCCGAUCAUCUGUCUUGGAAGGAUGACAACAUUCACUUCCAGUUCCUGCUUGAACCACAACGACAAGUGCUGGUUGGAAUUGACGGAGGACUAAUACGAGCUCGACACGAAUCCGUCGAAGGGCGUGGUGGACUGGAAAGUGCCCCCUCCCAGUGGGCCGAACGGUGGUUUCGGGGGGGGGGUCACCUGGAAGCGGAGGGGAUGGGGGUGGCGACGCCGCCUAUGGGGGAGAGAAGGUCUCACGGCCGCAACAUGACACCGGGAGGCAGCGCCGGGUUGGCGGGUUUCGCCGUCGACCGGACUCUGACAACAAGCACCCGGCCCGAGCAUACGACACACUCCGCCGACUCCCCAACUUCGUUCGUGGGCUCAACGAGGGACACGUUGGCAGCCUUGGUUGCUCUGGGCAGUCGCUCGGCCGGAAAGCCGAAGUCCACCGGGAUCCGAACUCCGUCGGGUGAGGAGCCGCAAGAGCGGUCCGGAAUGCGAAGCUGCUCGGGGUCGGGGGAUUCAAGCAAGGAUCCCGAAAUUGGCAGCAUUGCGGCGCGAGACGGAGACGUCGGAAAGGUGUCGCCUGAGCGGGAGCGACGGCCGCAGGGAUUGCAGCGGGAGGCUGCAAGUGCAGGGUCCGGCGACACAGAGACCACGAAGUCCGCCGACAUCCGAACUUCUUCGGGCGGGGUUUGUCGGCCAGGGAUUGUCGUGCCGUUGAGAAGGGCAGCGUGCACGGGGACGGAAGGGCGGUCCUCGAGAUUCAACACGGGUACCGCGGAAGGGGACAAAUUUUGUGGGAGGAAAGUAGCGGAGAAAAUGGAGGAACAGAAGGGAGCGCAAGAAGGGGAGAAAGAAGGGGAAGAAAAGGUGGAAGGGGAGGAAGCGGGAGAAACGGAGCUAAUUGAUUUGUUUGAAGGAAGGGAGGGUGCCGAGUCUGGAGAAGACAAAGUGGAACACAGUGAGGACGAUGCCGGAUCUGGAGAGUCGUGUGACGAGUUCGGACAACUGUACGGAGAGCAUCACGAGGAUGAUGUCGACGACGAUGCCACGACAAUAGAGAUGGAGACACAAGUGGUAAGCAGCCUUUCCGCAGAGCCUGAAGAUUAUGUGGUUCGGCCACUGAUGUCUGCUGUCGACUUGCAACACCGGUUCGACGAGGCUUCCAUCGCUAUCAGCCCGUCUGAAAAAAGUCGACAUAUAAGCAUCGACGAAGUUAUCGACGGUAUCCUAGGCGACCACAAUGUGUCUGGUCGUCCGUCCGCAACUGCCAACGUCGCAUCUUCCGUGGCAGCUGCCCUCGCGUCGUUGCCGCCGAAGUCUCUGGUGCUGCCAGCCACCCUUGCCGCCGAAGGGGAAGGCGAGUUCGGUGGAGGACAACAUGUGACGUCCCCAAAAAGAUCGAGGUUCGGCGGUCAAGCUCUCGACGUGCUCGCUUUGCCUGCGCCAAAUUCACCAUCGAAGGAGCGGAGAGAGAAACAGACUGGUAAGUCGUGAAGAACGCCUGCGCAUCCAGAUGUCGCCGGGUUACAGUCCGCACUAUACACACGACGACAGUCCACACUGUCUGUUUAUACGGGAAGUUCCGGAUGCC
Molecule: messenger RNA, 2690 nt
Organism: Chara braunii
Lineage: Eukaryota; Viridiplantae; Streptophyta; Charophyceae; Charales; Characeae
Source: the annotation of a GenBank genome assembly